GCGACCUCGACCGCAGCUAAUAACGAUAUCUAAACAGAUAUACAUGAGGCAUAUGCAAUUAAUAUGAAAUCGAACGGUGAAAAAACUGGCUGUCCUAUUCUAUAGCUAGAGGAUACGAGUAGAAACCAGGUAGUAAAGUAUGAACAAGUGAUUUUUAGUUUAGUAAUAGUUCCAACAAGAAGGCUAUUAUAGUAAUUUGGUUCUUCUUCUCGCUAGUCCAUAAAAUGAGCUCCAACUCUUUGGAAACUUGAAAGACUUUUCUCCUUCUUAACGCUGUAAUUGGAGACUUCAGCUCUUGUUUUUUGUUUUUUGGCUAAAAGGAAAGCACAGAAAAGAAAAACCAAAUGGCCGCCAAAAGCAAGAUUCUGAUAAUCGGAGGAACGGGUUACAUCGGAAAGUUCAUUGUCGAAGCGAGUACGAAAGAAGGUCAUCCCACUUUUGCUUUGGUGAGAGAGAGCAGCCUAAGUGACCCGGUUAAGGGAAAACUCAUCGACAACUUCAAGAACUUGGGCGUCACUCUGCUAUACGGCGAUCUCUAUGACCAUGAGAGUUUGGUGAAGGCGAUUAAGCAAGUUGAUGUGGUGAUAUCAACAGUGGGUCAUUUGCAGCUUGCAGAUCAGGUCAAGAUCAUUGCUGCCAUUAAAGAAGCCGGUAACGUUAAGAGAUUUUUCCCUUCGGAAUUUGGAAACGAUGUGGACCGUGUACAUGCGGUCGAGCCAGCAAAAUCAGCAUUUGCGAUCAAGGCCCAAAUCCGGCGUGCGGUAGAGGCUGAAGGAAUUCCUCACACGUUUGUGUCGUGCAACUGCUUCGCUGGCUAUUUUCUACCCACUCUGGUUCAGCCAGGUGUCAGUGCUCCUCCCAGAGACAAAGUCAUUAUCCUAGGCGAUGGGAAUCCCAAGGCAAUUUUCAACAACGAAGAUGACAUUGGAACAUACACAAUAAAAGCCGCGGACGACCCAAGAACAUUGAACAAGGUCCUCUAUAUUAGGCCUCCUAAAAAUACCUACUCAUUCAAUGAGCUUGUUGCCCUUUGGGAGAAGAAAAUUGGGAAAACCCUUGAAAAAACCUAUGUUUCAGAGGAACAGCUUCUCAAGGAUAUCCAAGAGGCUCCUGUUCCAAUUAAUGUGGUAUUAGCAAUCAACCACUCGGUGUUUGUGAAAGGAGAUCACACAAACUUUGAGAUUGAGCCGUCUUUUGGUGUGGAGGCUUCAGAACUGUACCCGGAUGUCAAAUAUACCACAGUUGAAGAAUAUCUUGACCAAUUUGUUUGAGCUCCAUUUUUCAUCAACAUCACCAUCUUGCUUUUUUCAAUAUCUAAAUAAGUGAUUUAAUUAAGUUUGGUACUGUAACUGGAUCAGAGGAGUGUUGAUUUCUACUCUUUACUUUUAAAACCAAAUCUUCAAAUCUGUUGUUUGUGACUAAAUAUAUCAUAUCAUAUAUGAAUGCCCAUUUCCUAAUUUA
Molecule: messenger RNA, 1461 nt
Organism: Ziziphus jujuba (common jujube)
Lineage: Eukaryota; Viridiplantae; Streptophyta; Magnoliopsida; Rosales; Rhamnaceae
Product: phenylcoumaran benzylic ether reductase Betv6
Exons: 5
Coding region: 345-1271 (308 amino acids)
Molecular function (GO): oxidoreductase activity
Source: RefSeq, a predicted model, not a curated record